GCAGCAAAGAUCUACACAAUGUAAACACAACCCACACUAUGGGCUGACGCCGCGCAGCACUAUCCAAAAAACCAGUGACCAAAACUAUGCCUAACAGGACCAAAGCUUACGUGAUGAAGUGACAAAACCCUGCCACGAUGGACGACAGCUCUCCCGACCUGUCGCUGAAGCUGCGGCGGGGGUCGAGCGACUCCAGGGAAUCCUUCUACAUGGACUUUGCCCAGGGCAUAGACUCGGACAUAGAGGAGGUGACGACCAUAGAGCGGGUGAUUCCAGAGCACCCGGGGGGGCUGAGUGAGGGGGAUGCUGACACGCUGAACACGCCGUCUGGACUGGAGGAUCUCAAGGAUAUGCCGCCGUGCUGCUACUCAAUCCCGCCGAACAACAUCUCGGGAGGCUCUCACGUGUCACGCGGCACGUGCAGCGGCUCCGAGCUGUCGGGGCUGACGGCCGGCAGCGCGCCGCCGCUGCCCAGCCCCGCCUCGGCCGGCGCCGCGCUGGUGUCCCCCGAGACGCUCAGUCGACACAGCAGCCCGCCGCCGCUGCCGCCGCACCCGCAGCCGAGCUGCUCCUCGCAUCGGGUGCAUAUGGAGUCGCCUAUGAGGUUAUCCAGCCCGCCAUCCCUGGGCGGGUCCCUGUCUCUUCAGCCGGUGCUGUACGGACACCCCGCGCACGCCCCGCUGCCGCCGCUGCGCCGCCCCUCGCGCCCCGCCGGCAUACAGCACGUGCAUGUUAUUAGCGCAGGCGACGCUCUGGCGACGACGUUGUCAGCUCUCUACGGCAAGCUGUUGGUGGUGAUGGGCAUCGCCUUCCCCAUGGCCGAGGUCAUCUCCACCUACAUCCCGCCUUCUUUCUACGAGGGUUUCUACCUGUACCUGUACAUCGGCAGCAUGGCCUUCCUGCUGUACAUGUACGCGGCGCUCGCCAACGACCGCAGCCGGGCGGAGAAGGAUAAUACUGUCGUGGCCAAGACGGACACGAGCUCAUCCCCCUCCGAGUCGGAAUCCUGCUCUUCCCGGACCGAGCGCUCGGCGCCGCCGCUGUCGCCCGCGCACCUGGCCGCCAAGAGGCUGUCUCUGGGGUUUGCACUGGCCACGAGGGCGCACCACUACGGGAGCUUUUAUUUGAGGAUGGGCGCUGUUGCAUUCGGCAUCGGCUCCAUGAUCUACUCCGGGCUGGAGUUCGGGCAGUACUUCGAGCUGGAGAGGAACACCACCUGCCACAACGUGCUGCUGGCGCUCACGCCGGCCACCCGGAUGGCCUUCAUCUUCAUACAGAUGUACUUCAUCUUCCUUAACAAUGAGAUGAAAGUGUACAAGCACAAGAUCGUGGCCCGCUUCGGGCUCAUGCACAUGGUGGGCACCAACCUCAGCGUGUGGCUGAACGUGCUGGUGCAGGAGACCAAGCACGAGAUCCUCACCUUCUACGACCCCGAAAACCGGACCAUAGGCCUGCAGCACCGACUUGCAUUCCAAAAGGAGUUCACGGGUCUGGGCACGGAGGUGUCUCCCUCGCACCCCGCGGCCGCACACCUGCGGGUCCCGCGCGGCCUCAAGGGCCCGCACCACAUCUUCGAGUGCCGGCGCACCAACAUCAUGGGCUCGCUGGUGCAGGACGCCUCGCCCUUCCUCUUCCCCUGCACCAUCGAGUACUCGCUCAUAUGCGCCGCCAUCUUGUACGUCAUGUGGAAGAACAUCUCCAAGUAUCCGUCAAAAGAUGUCGCCGCUGCCAUAGCCAAAGCGAGGCUUCUAGAAGGACUCGCAUACAAAAAGUCGCCCCAUCUAUACAGCGUCGACUGCGCCCGAGCCCACAAAGGCCUUUUCUUCGGCAUUCUAGUCCUAGUCCUCACCAUCAUUUCGUUAAUACUCUUCUUUGUUCUCGUUUCCAAAAGAGAAUACGCCAUGUUGGCUGUGAUAGAAGUGAACGUGUGUGAACUUACGCUUUACGGAAUGACAACAUUUGCCAGUCUGGCUGGCAUGGUCUGCAUAAGAAAACUGAAGUACGACGGCAACAGAAACCUCGAGCUAGACAACAUCCUGCUCGUCGGCGCCCAGACCGGCAUGUUCAUCUACAGCACCUUCACCAUCAUCGGCGGUCAGUUCACGAUGGAGAAGAACACAAUCCUGAUCCUAGUAACGGCGCUGUCGUCGCUGAUCCAGACCACGUGCCAGACGAUGUUCAUCCUGGACGCGAGCCGACGCACGGCGAAGACGCCAGAGCAGUUGCGGAAGAAACCUGGACGGGAGAUAGUGACGUUCCUUCUGGUGACUAAUCUGGCUAUGUGGGCGAUAAAUACGCUUGAAAAGUCUCGUGCGGAGUCCCACCCGGUGCAGCUGCACUUCUACGGGCUGUGGGCGUGGACGAUCAUCACGCACGUGUCUAUGCCGCUGGCCAUCUUCUACCGGUUCCACUCGACCGUGUGUCUGUGCGAGAUCUGGAAGCGCGCCUACAAGAUGAAGCCGGCGUACAUGUAGCGACGAGUGAACAGAUACUGAGAGGUUACUGCUGAUUUGAAAGCAGUUUGUAAAUAGUGGACUUUUGAAAAGUGAAGUAGGGGUUAGGAUUGAUUGUGUGCCAUUGUUGCAAUAUGAUUUAGUUGGGAUAAAUAGAAUAGAUGUUAUAUAAUUACAAGUUCAUAAUAUUAUUGUUUUCUUUUUAGCGUUUGUUUCAAAGUCAAUACUCAGUUUUUGCAUGAUUGCUCUUUAUUCAUGUAAAUUUGUAGUAAGAAAUUAGUGUCUCAUAUGUAGUUAGUCAGUUGAAGGUCCUACAUUGUUCUUAUUUCCGUUACAGUUUAAUGUUGAAGACAAAUUAAAUGUUAAGUUAUUGUAUUAAAUAAUAUUUUAAAGCGUUAUUUAUUUGUAGCUUUGUUAGAUGCUUUAAAUAGUAUAUAAAUUAUACGUUGGUACAAGUACUAUGACAUUUUUUAAAUUAUAAAUCAUGUGAAAACUAGAUUUAAAAUUUACUCCGGUAAUUUUCAUUUAACACUCAAAAUAGCCACGAAUAUUUGAUAAGAAAUCUCUCCUGAAAGUCAUUAGCUUUGCAAGUGUUUUUAAGACGUAUGAUAUGGUACUGAUAUUAAAGGUGUUUUACGCUUUUUCAUUAAAACAAUAAUAAAAAUAUAACUCUCAUCGUCGCGUCGUUGGUCCAUAUCAGAAUAAAAACUGCAGUAAGUAGCCACUCCUGAUUCUGUUUAUGUGUCAGCAUAACAGUUUGGCCUAAGUGAAUUUAAUCUUGUAAUCAUUGUCUGCAUAGAUAAUUCAGUUUUAUUGAAGAGUGUGACAGGAUUGUGUGGAAACAGUUUUUGUGUUACCUAACAAUGUCUUCCAAUAGUCAUCUAGCAUUAAGUCUUCAUUAUCUCGGCUUGCAAAAUUUUCAUACUUCGAUUAACAUUAACAAUUAAUUCUGUAUUCUAUUUAUAACCUUAUACAUACCUAUAUCUAUAAAAUUUGUCUAAAAUAUUAUGUAGACGCCUAUUCUUGUACAGGAAAUAUUUUCAAAUUUAAUAUCAAGGGAUCAAUUUACGCGCAUCGACUAAAUCCUAUAACUGAGAUCCAAUAGCAUUUAACCUAUUAUAUUAUCUACAUGAACUCAAAAUAGGAUGGUUAAAAAUUAAAAUUUAAAUCAGAGGGUAGAAUCUGAUCUGCCAUAUUGUUUUUCUAUUAGAUGAAUCUAGAUGAGUCGUGUAGUUCGAUCAUGGUUUUGAUACAAUAUAUUGUUAGAACCCUAAUAUUUCGAA
Plutella xylostella (diamondback moth) is the source of this 3736-nucleotide messenger RNA. Its product is annotated as proton channel OtopLc. Gene Ontology annotation, molecular function: proton channel activity. The record is from RefSeq and is a predicted model, not a curated record. Lineage: Eukaryota; Metazoa; Arthropoda; Insecta; Lepidoptera; Plutellidae. Gene Ontology annotation, biological process: proton transmembrane transport. Gene Ontology annotation, cellular component: membrane.